Eruca vesicaria subsp. sativa (arugula) is the source of this 357-nucleotide messenger RNA. Lineage: Eukaryota; Viridiplantae; Streptophyta; Magnoliopsida; Brassicales; Brassicaceae. The record is from the annotation of a GenBank genome assembly.
AUGGAUCUUGAGACUAGAACCAUGGACAUCCUCAGAUCUGGACCCUACGGCCAAACCUUUCACCAAUCCGGCGCCGGUAACAACUGGACCAAUGGGCAUUAUACUGAGGGAGCUGAGCUAAUCGCUUCUGUAUUCGAUGUUGUUCGUACGGAAGCUGAGAACCGUGAUUAUCUUCAAGGGUUUCAGGUCUGUCAUUCAUUGGGAAGAGGAACCGGAUCUGGUAUGGGGAUUUUGUUGAUUUCAAAGAUUAGGGAGGAGUAUCCAGAUCGGAUAAUGCUUACGUUCUUGGUGUUUCUUUCUCUUAAGGUUUCUGAUACGGUUGUUAAGCCUUAUAAUGCUACUUUGUCAGUUCAUUAG